Messenger RNA from Electrophorus electricus (electric eel), 2756 nucleotides. RefSeq names its product aryl hydrocarbon receptor 1b (gene ahr1b). Gene Ontology annotation, cellular component: aryl hydrocarbon receptor complex; nucleus. The record is from RefSeq and is a predicted model, not a curated record. NCBI's taxonomy places the organism in Eukaryota, Metazoa, Chordata, Actinopteri, Gymnotiformes, Gymnotidae. Gene Ontology annotation, biological process: xenobiotic metabolic process; regulation of transcription by RNA polymerase II; response to xenobiotic stimulus. Gene Ontology annotation, molecular function: protein dimerization activity; transcription cis-regulatory region binding; nuclear receptor activity.
CUGGGCUACUGUCCAAAAUGUACGCGGGACGGAAACGAAGAAAGCCUACGCAGAGAACGGUGAAUCCGCUUCCAGCUGAAGGUGUGAAGUCGAACCCAUCGAAGCGGCACCGGGACCGGCUGAACGGGGAGCUGGAGCGUCUGGCGGGUCUCCUGCCCUUCCCCAGCGCCGUCACGGCCAGCCUGGACAAGCUGUCCAUCCUGCGCCUCUGUGUCUCCUACCUCCGCGCCAAGAGCUUCUUCUCUGUUGCCUUCAAGAACAAAACCAGCAAGGGGUUGCUCACCAAUACCAGUAACCAUGACAACAAUAAAGCGACUGAAUUGGUGGAAGGAUGGCUGCCAGAGGGGGAACUACUUUUGCAGGCUCUCAGUGGGUUUGUGCUGGUGGUCACAUCAGAGGGGAUUAUAUUCUACGUUUCUCACACCAUUCAGGAUUAUCUAGGAUUUCACCAGACAGAUGUGAUGCACCAGUCUGUGUUCGAGCUCAUCCACACGGAGGAUCAGCAGGAUUUCAGACGGAAUCUGCACUGGGCCUUCAACCCACCUCCAAGCACAGCCCCACCCGUGAACAUGGAUGGCAACACUGUUUCCAAUUCUGCGCUGGUGGCGUACAACCCGGAGCAGCUCCCUCCUGAAAACUCCUCCUUCCUGGAGAGGAGCUUCGUGUGUAGGUUCCGCUGUCUCCUCGACAACUCCUCCGGCUUCCUGGCGCUGAGUUUUCAGGGCCGCUUAAAGUUCCUCCACGGACAGAACAGGCGAUUGGAUGAUGGGGCUCAGGCUCUGUCCCAGCUUGCCCUGUUCACUGUAGCCACGCCCCUGCAGAUGCCCUCCAUAUUAGAGAUCCGCACCAAGAACAUGAUCUUUCGAACCAAGCACAAGCUGGACUUCACGCCUAUGGCUUGUGACGCCAAGGGUAAGAUCGUCCUGGGCUACACCGAGGCAGAACUGAGAGUCCGGGGAUCGGGGUACCAGUUCAUCCACGCCGCUGACAUGCUGUACUGUGCCGAGAACCAUGUCCGAAUGAUUAAGACUGGAGAGAGCGGGUUGACUGUGUUCCGACUCCUCACCAAGGAGAACCGCUGGAAAUGGGUACAGGCCAACGCCAGGCUGGUCUACAAGAACGGCAGGCCCGAUUACAUCAUCGCCACGCAGCGGCCGCUUGGAGAGGAAGAAGGGGGUAAGUACCUGAGGAAACGUUCCAUGCACCUCCCUUUUACCUUCACCACCGGGGAGGCCUUGCUGUACCAGACCAGCUGCCCCGUCCCCGGUUUCCCUGACAACCAUCGAGGCAAAGGCAAAAGCAGCCAAGCCAAGAAAGGCAAAGGGCCCAAGGGUUCCAGAGAGGCAGUGGACCCCAGCUCCCUGCUGGGGGCGAUGAUGAGGCAGGACGAGUCCGUGUACGUGUGCCAGCCGGCGGCAGAGUGCAAACUACCCUACCAGGGCAACUUGAUCGACGAGCAGGGAGACGUCGGCUCGUGGCCACUGCCUGCGGUCACCGAAGGCUGGGAGCGCGCGUCGCAAGGUGCAACCGGAGACUCUGACCUGGGGAUGUCGAGUUUCGACCCCCUUCUGGCCACCCUGGACUCUUUGUCCCUGGAGGGUGAGGAGUGCUGCUCCAACAUUGAGCUGUUCAGCGCUCUGGAGAAUCUGGGUCUGAAUGCAGAGGACCUUGAGCUGCUGCUGCUUGAUGACAGGAUGAUCCGGAUGGAGAUGGAACCAGACAGAGUCCCGUCCCUCAAUGAUCUCCUCAACAAUGAGGAGAUCCUGUCCUAUGUCCACGGAUCGCUGGAGAACCAGACUUCAGACAUCUCCGCAGGUCGCCAGGACAUCCCUGUCCCAGAACAUCUGGACCCUGCUCAGGAUUCCUCAGGGGUCACGCCUCACCUCCCCAGUACCGUUACCGAGCCGGGCCCAGGGGGUACAUCACGCCCGUGUCUGCCCCACUGCCUUCCCAGACAUCCAACCCCUAUCUUGCCUCUAUCACACCAGAUGCAGCAGUACCUGAGCCAAAAAUGUCAUGCUAUCAAGCUUCCACAGCCCAGCCCUGUACUUGAGAACUGGUUGGCUGCCGAACACAGUGGUCACUGGGUACCCCAGUAUACACAGACACAAGUGGACUAUCCAUCUCAGGUGAAGGGCAAAGUGCAGAAAAUCAAUCACCAGCAGCACUGGCACCAGGGCCACAUCCUGUACAAACAAAAUCCCUCUGAUACUAACGGCAGCUCUCACGAUGAGGUCCACAGUGUUCUCCAGUGGCAGGGGUACAACCACAUAGACCAGAUGGACCUGAUGUCCAGUGGCCCUUGCGUGCAGGAUGCCCAUGUGGAUAACAAUAUAGCCAGCAGGCCAGGGGUGGAGUUUACAGUAAGCAGCUGCCCAACUGGGAACAUGGCUCAAUUUCAAAAUAUCAUGGCAACACCUUCAUCCUAUCAGCAAGUUUAUCAGAUGCAGCAACAGCCAAAGGUCCUAUCCACGUGUUACUCUUGCACCAAUCAGAGCUCCUCAUUAGAGGCUUUUCCCCCCGAGGACCAGCCCUCUGUGGGCGCUUUUGAAAUAUUUGACUCCGCCCCACCCGUUGACACCACCAACAGCAAGGUGGACAAUAGCUGUGUACUCAACUCCACCAGUGUGGCCUACACAGGAAGCGUCGUGCUACCUAACGGCAAUAUAGCAACCAUGCCCGGCAACAGCCCCCAUGACUGCCCCGAGCCCCGCCCACUCCUCCCAGAUGCUAAUACGACAGGCUUCUACCUCUAA